Uranotaenia lowii is the source of this 971-nucleotide messenger RNA. RefSeq lists its product as uncharacterized. Lineage: Eukaryota; Metazoa; Arthropoda; Insecta; Diptera; Culicidae. The transcript has a single exon. The record is from RefSeq and is a predicted model, not a curated record. Bases 104 to 928 code for a protein of 274 amino acids.
ACCCAGAAAACUUUAAUCGAAUAGGAAAACGCAGUAGCCUUUGGCAGUCGGAGCCGUUUCCAAAUUUUGAAGUCUGUUAAAAAAAUCAAGAAAAAACUUUCCAAUGGACGAAGAGCGCAAACUUUCGGAAUGGCUGUUUCAGCUGACGCAGGAACUGAUCGCUUCGCAGGAUUUCACCGAUGCCAACAUCAACCGGAUCUGUGCCAGAUACUACGAGCAGAGCGAUUUCCCGGACCGGGACCGGCUCCUGCGGCUUAUUGCGCAACUCAAACGGAAGCUGCGACUGAACUCGAUCAGCAUUGCUAGAAGCCCUCCGACGGCUGAUGUCGUCGAACCCAGCCCUAAUCCACCUAUUCCGGGUAAACCUUCUCAGUCGGCAAACCACGUUGUAGCCGGAAUCGUGGAUGGCAUUUGUGAGAACUGUGGCGGUGCCAUUUUACUGAGGGGCGAAGAUUCACGGACCUCAACCUUCUCUGGUCUGCCGGAAGAAAACUACACCCUGUCGGAUUUCGGAACAGAUAACACCGGUUCCACCUCCUGCUCCUGUGCCAGUCGCUUGGCUCGGCUUCCAAGUGUCGAAACAGUUCUAACCAGUUGCUUGAAAAGCUCACAAACCCCUUAUGCCCAAUCGGAAUCGGAUGUGAAACGGGUAACCUAUUCGGGUGUUUCGGAACCAGACCCGGAAGAAGCGGAUAGCUGCCUGUUGCGAAACGUUCUGUUGGGCCGAACGCCAGAUAUGUUGGGAACUUCGAGUGAGGCCCUGAUGCGGCUCGCUGCCGGGGAUCGAAUUUUCUGUUGCCACUGUCAAGAGAAACCUGCGCUUCAUUUUUGUCGCACCUUCAAGGGUUGUCACGCCGAAGGUUGUAGCAAAAUUUGUGAGUGCAACAAAACGAAAAAUUGUGAGCAAAAACCUUCGGCCGAAAAUUAGGCAUCCAGCUGGAAAUAAAUUGAAAUGAUCUGCUACCUCUUUA